This is a messenger RNA of Lagopus muta (rock ptarmigan), 2704 nucleotides long. RefSeq names its product transcription factor 25 (gene TCF25). The record is from RefSeq and is a predicted model, not a curated record. Lineage: Eukaryota; Metazoa; Chordata; Aves; Galliformes; Phasianidae. Gene Ontology annotation, cellular component: RQC complex. The coding region runs from base 48 to 2066 and encodes 672 amino acids. The transcript is spliced from 18 exons.
GGCGGGAGGGAGGCGGGCCGCGCAGGCGCAGUGCGGCGCGGGGCUCCAUGUCGCGGAGGGCCCUGCGGCGGCUGCGGGGCGAGCAGCGGGGCCAGGAGGAGCCGGGCCUGGGCGAGUUGGGCCUGGCCUCCGGCCCCGAGCGAGGCGGGGGGUGGCCGCAGGCAGCUGCCAAAGCCAGGGGUCGCCCCGGUGUCAGCAACCGCUUCGAGCUGAUCACCAGUGAAGAACUGGAGGAUGACCUGUCAUCCAAAGAAGGGCGAGCAGAUGCCAGGCUCAACGAGCACAAUGUUGCAGAGGGAAGCAAUGAGGAGCCUACACCUGAAGAGGCAGAACACAAUGGGCAGAGAGAUGGGAAAGGGACAAACCAGCCAGACCAAACGCCUGUGUUGAAUAACAAGCCACGAAAGAAAAAAAAGAAAAGGAAAACAAAGAAAACUUCAGCAGGCGAGGCUCUGGAAGAUGAUGACCUGGAAGACAUCGACAGCUUGCUGGAGAAGAUUGAGGAUACCAAUGGACUAUCACAAGAGAGCCAGAGUGGAAUAAUUGCUGACAGCAAGCCUCUGCUCUACAUAGAGCACAGGAACUUGAAUCCAGAGAAUGAGUUGAAGAGAUACUUUGGGGCUCGUGCUGUUCUUGGUGAUCAGAGGCCGAGGCAGAGGCAGCGCCAGUAUGUCCGCAGCACGUGGCUGACAGCUCCCAAGAAUACCUGGCCACGCUACAGCAAAACAGGUAUUGCCAUGCAGCUGGUGGAGACCAGGAGGGGCGUGCAGUAUUUCACAUUCGAGCACCACCGCGAGUACCAGCAAGUGCAGUUCAAGUUUCUGGAUGCUGUGGAGUCCAUGGACCCCAACAACAUCGUGCUGCUGCUUCAGAUGAACCCGUACCACGUGGACUCCCUUCUGCAGCUCAGUGAUGUCUGCCGGAUGCAAGAGGAUCAGGAGAUGGCCCGUGACCUCGUAGAGCGGGCGCUGUACAGCCUGGAGUGCGCCUUCCACCCUGUCUUCAGUCUCACCAGUGGGAGCUGCAGGUUGGACUACCGGCGGCCAGAGAACAGGGCUUUCUUCCUGGCUCUGUUCAAACACCUGAUGUUCCUGGAGAAGAGGGGCUGUCCCCGGACAGCCCUGGAGUUCUGCAAGCUGAUUCUGAGCCUUGAUCCAGAGAGUGACCCCCUGUGUGUGCUGCUGCUGAUCGAUUUCCUGUCCCUCCGAGCCAGAGAGUAUGCCUUCCUGACACGCAUGUUCCAGGAGUGGGAGAGUCACCGGAAUUUGUCCCAGCUCCCCAAUUUUGCCUUCUCGGUGCCACUGGCGUAUUUCUUCCUGAGCCAGCAGGAGGAGCACUCGGAGCUGGAGCUGAGCCAAGCCCGGGAGAGGGCUGCCCGGCUCAUCCAGCAGGCGCUGAUCAUGUUCCCAAGCGUUCUUAUGCCGCUGUUGGACCACUGCAGUGUGCAGCCUGAUGCCAGGGUCGCCUCCCAUUCCUUUUUUGGGCUGAAUGCUCAGAUAAGCCAGCCUCCUGCCUUGAACCAGUUGACAUCCCUCUACGUGGGAAGGACUCACUCCCUGUGGAAGGACCCUGCUGUCAUGGCUUGGCUGGAGACGAACGUCCACGAGGUCUUACGCAUGGUGGAUGCCAGGGACCCGCUGGUGGAGGAGUCUGAGCGCAGGAGGAAAAUGCGAUACCAGAGUGCACCCAGGAAUAUCUACCGGCAUGUCAUCCUUUCAGAGAUGAAGGAGGCCACGGCAGCUCUGCCUCUGGAGGUGACAUCGCAGCCUGUGAUGGGGUUUGACCCCCUUCCUCCUUUAGACUCCAUCAUCUCCUACACGAGACCAGAAAGAACGAAUCAUCCAUCCAAUGAAAGCACUUUAUCUCUUUUCUUCCGAUCACUGUUGCCAAAUUUUAACUUGCAGGGUGACAUCAGGCACGACGGAGACGUAGAGGCGGGAGCGGGGCAAGACCUGAACCAGGGGGUGAACCGGCUCAUGGCGGCCAUGCGGGACAUGCUGGCCAACAUCCAGUUCCAGGAACCCCCCCGAGAUGACAAUCCUGAAGGCGAUGGGGACUGGGACUGAGCUGAGAGCUCAUGCCUGCCCCUAACCCUGGGUGAUUGCACCCCGCCCCCCGCGCUCCAAUAAAGUCCUACAAAGCAGAGGGGGCUGGCUGUCAUUUGGGGGAAGAGGCUGCGGCCAGGGGAGGCUGCAGCAGGGGCUGAGCACUGUCUUAAAAUGGGAGAGCUAAUUACAGCAGCUGUCCCUCGGCAGCUUAGGCCCCUUCUGGCCCCUUACAGAUGCAUUCGUUGCCUGGUUCCCCCAGCUGCUCUCCUGAGCUGUGUCCUGUGCUUAAUCAUGGGAGAUCUCUUCCUUGUGCUCCUCCUGUCCUUUGUGCCUCCUUCGGGUGAAGGCUCCUUUUCUCCUCCCUGCUGCUGAGUGCGGGGGCAGGGAUGGACCAGGCUGCUUGGAGCUGCUCUGUUGCUGUCUGGUGGGGGGAGUAGCUCGAGUUGUGCUGCAGCCUCUGAUGGUGCUUGAAACAGAAAGGAUACCCCUCCCCUCUUUUUGCUUUCCUCUCCCUUCCCUUGUUUUGCCACCUUCAAGCAGGGUGCAGUGUGGUGCAGCGCCCAGAAUGAGGUCAGCUGCAAUAAAGCCCUUAGCUCAUCGUUCCUGCUCACAAAGCUUUUCCAUUUCUGCUGUGUAACGGUGUAUGAGGCUCUAAU